CCUAUCUCCUUUUUCCCGCUCUCCCCUGCACAAAUCCUUCCUCAAACCCUCGCCUACUUCACUCCCCCUCUCCGGCUCUCUCCUUCUUGACCAAACCCUCACGAUACAGUUGCGAUUAGAGAUAACCGGUACAGCAACGACGGGAUCGCGGUGUACAGUGACUCGAAUUUUUAUCUUUCUCCUCUUUCCCCUCUCUUCCUGCCGAAAGUUAACUCCACAUCUUCCUUUUCGCGCGAUAGCCCAUCCCGGAUUUACUAUAUCCUCCCUGCUCUAAAUCCGUUACCAGACAGGCCCUAAAGUUUCCCCAACACCGGAUCUUCAAUUACUCGUCAAAAUGGCCGAGGAAGAAUGGUUCCUUGACGAAUUUGAGAUCGGAAGGUUCAUAGGUGAAGGGAAGUUUGGCAAAGUCUAUCUUGCUAGAGAGAAACAGAGCGGAUAUAUCGUAGCCCUAAAGGUCAUUUUCAAGCAGAAGCUGGAAAAGUAUCAUUUCCACGAGCAUCUUAGACGAGAGAUCGAGAUCCAACACAGCCUUGACCACCCAAAUGUCCUCCGCCUGUUCGCUUGGUUCCACGACGAGACCCGCAUCUUCUUGGUCCUGGAGUACGCCGCUCAGGGAGAGCUUUACAAGCUGCUCAGGAACUUGCACCACUUCUCCGAGAAGCGUGCGGCCACGUAUGUGGCGAGCCUUGCGAAGGCGUUGGCUUACUGCCAUGAAAAUAAUGUGAUACACAGAGACAUCAAGCCAGAGAAUUUAUUGCUAGAUUUUGAGGGCCGCCUGAAAAUAGCAGAUUUUGGAUGGGCUGCACAGCUACAGGCGCAUGCAAAGAGACAAACUAUGUGUGGUACUAUAGAUUAUCUUGCUCCAGAAAUGGUGCAGAAUAAGGAGCAUGAUCAAACUGUUGAUAAUUGGACGCUUGGCAUUCUUUGCUAUGAAUUUCUCUAUGGUUUCCCACCAUUUGAAGCCGAGGAUAAAUAUGAUACUUUCAAAAGGAUUCUUAAGGUUGAUGUUGUAUUUCCUUCUUCGCCUCCUGUCUCUCCAGAAGCAAAGGAUUUAAUCUCCAAGCUUCUAGUGAAGGACUCAUCAAAGAGGCUUUCGCCGCAGAAAAUUCUGGAGCAUCCAUGGAUAGUUCAAAAUGCAGAUCCUUCAGGAUGUACCAAAGAAUGAAGAUCACAUUAGCAGGAGAUUAUAUCACAACUUUUAUUGGUGGUAGGUCUAAUGCAUUAUGUGGUUCUAUGUUUUAGUGUUUUCUCACUAUUGCUUUCUUCAACCCCAUUUUUGCUAGAGAUUUCUGAGACUAGAAGGGAUUGGGGAGGAGUUUAGCCUACUUACUAAAUAUAAAUUCUUAAGAGAGGCAGAUCAGGAUGAGUCUACCUGUUCUUAGGAUUAUCAGUAAGCUUGUUUUAUUAUUAUUGUUAUUAUUACUGUUUUUCUCUUUGAUUUGGCUAUAAGGAGGAAACAGCUUUUCCAUGGGAAAAUAACAUGAGAACAUGGAAACAAAUUUUAUUUCAUUAUAUGAAAACAAUCAUAAGGCAACCACUUAUAUAUAAAUUUUUA
Phalaenopsis equestris is the source of this 1555-nucleotide messenger RNA. RefSeq names its product serine/threonine-protein kinase Aurora-3. NCBI's taxonomy places the organism in Eukaryota, Viridiplantae, Streptophyta, Magnoliopsida, Asparagales, Orchidaceae. The record is from RefSeq and is a predicted model, not a curated record. The coding region runs from base 335 to 1165 and encodes 276 amino acids. The transcript is spliced from 7 exons. Gene Ontology annotation, biological process: regulation of cytokinesis; mitotic spindle organization; protein phosphorylation. Gene Ontology annotation, cellular component: spindle midzone; spindle microtubule; spindle pole centrosome. Gene Ontology annotation, molecular function: ATP binding; protein kinase activity.